This is a messenger RNA of Formica exsecta, 6118 nucleotides long. It is a transcript of the gene sim, whose product is annotated as single-minded homolog 2. The coding region runs from base 1990 to 4260 and encodes 756 amino acids. Gene Ontology annotation, molecular function: protein dimerization activity; RNA polymerase II transcription regulatory region sequence-specific DNA binding; DNA-binding transcription factor activity, RNA polymerase II-specific. Gene Ontology annotation, cellular component: nucleus; transcription regulator complex; cytoplasm. The record is from RefSeq and is a predicted model, not a curated record. Lineage: Eukaryota; Metazoa; Arthropoda; Insecta; Hymenoptera; Formicidae. Gene Ontology annotation, biological process: regulation of transcription by RNA polymerase II. The transcript has 9 exons.
UUCUCUUUUCUUUUCAAGUCGAUCGGUUAUUAAUAUUUUUACAAUUGUGACAGUGUGACAGUGUGACAGUGCCACAACUAUAUUUACAGACUUAUUUCGUUUAUCUUUACUUAAGCCGGUGGACUAGAAAUAAAAUAAACACUCUAAAUAAAAAUCACGGACCUCUGCGGAAGUGUUGGGAAAUCCCUCAACACAGGUUUGCAUAGGAAGCAAUCUGCGAAUUGUUUGCGCUUCCGCGAAGGCGAAUAUUUACUAAACACAUGGUACACCCAGAAGUCCAGCGUUUCUUUCGUCGCCUUCAUGCAAAUAUCUGAUCAUAAAUCAAACAACAUGCAAGCGUAGUCGCACGAAAAACAUCCGCGGCCAGAUUGUUCUAUCGCAUUUUAGGGUUUAGAGUUUUAUUCUACUUUCGACUGACCUCCGCUUUUUACUAGAUUUAUCUUUUGUGAUCAUUUUUGAUGAUACAAGAUCGGCGAAAGUGUUUUUCAGAGUAUGUUGUGAGAGUAUAUCUGUCAAUAAAUAAUUUUAUCUAUAGAUUCCUUUCAAAGGGGUUAUAUCCUACAGUAUUCUAUAGAAUACGAUACUAUAUAUGAUAUAUUGCACUCAAGGGCGUAUUGCACAUAUGACAAGUAUGUCUUGCUUUCGGGCUAUUAUUCAAAACGAAGAAGAUGGUAAAAGAGAGAAAAGACCAUAUGUGUGUGAUAAAUUUCGACACUUUCACCUUUCUUGUUAAAAUUUAUUUUAUAUGUUUCUGUUUCUUAUUUCGGACUAUUAUUAACAAAGAAAGUUAGAUUUGAUUGUGCGUUUAAUAUAAAGAUAAAAAAUAAAAAAUAAAAAAUAUUUUUUUCACAAAAUAGAAAGAAAGUUGCUCGUUGCAUGCAUAACCAAGAACAUUUUUAUAUUUUCCACAAUCUUCAAUGCUAAGUGUGCAAUACGUGUAUUGUCAUUUUAUAUUCAAAUAUCCUGUGUAAUGCAUAUAAAAGUGCAUUCCUUUUUAAAAGUUUAUUAGUUUCUCGCUUCGUAUUAUAAAUAUGUUAUUUUCAUCUUUUCAUAUGCAUCAUACAUGAUAUCAAAACCUCCAAUCAAAACUUUCAUUUAUUUUAUAUACUUUCAAUAUAAAAAUCUCUUCUCAGCCGCAUAUUGUUGUAUACUUGACAUUGGACUCCAUGAAAAUCAUAGGAACAUUUUUGUUAAUGUGUGCAAUUCAAAUUUUUCCUGUCGCUGUUCUUUUGUAUUAGUAACAUCGAUCGUUUGAGAUUAAUAAUUUUCAACAAUUGCUUCCGUUAUAAAUUCCGUGCUGUUCACAAAAUUAUCAUCAUCUUUCGGUCUUCAACUCGUUCCCUCGAAAGCCGAGAAAACUUAUACACAUGAAUGUUUGCACGUGCGUGUACAUUGUCGAGCCCCUGGUCUGGCUGACCCACUGCGAAGGGUGGAGCUUAAAAUAAGGGUGGUACCUCUCUCAGCUUACCUAGUCCAUUGGGAGACAGCGUGGGUUUAGAUGAGCAACGAACAAAGCUAUAUAUGGGCUGUAGCUGAGAGAAGCAGCAAUAAUUUGCUUCAAAACAGUCAUGCAGUCUAGUCGAGAUUUUAAGGUGAGGAAUGCCAGUUCGUCUUUCUCGUCGACGUGUAGCAUCAUUCGGUUUAUCGAUUAUAAAUCCGAAACGAAUUUAUAUAUUAUAUUAUAUAUGUAUUGUAAAAUUUACAUAUCGUAAAAUAUAUGUAUAUAAAAUAUCGUAAAAUCUGUUUUCGCAAAAGUCUCUUUGUAGAAAUACCAGAUAUCGAUCGAUAUCAAUCACUAACACGUAUGCAAAUUGAUGCGCUGAGUAUCAAGAUCAGGUGAUGAAGUUACUAUAGCAGUUUCUUAAUAUACACGUGUUUAAAAUUGAUGAUUAAGUAGUUUUAACGUCGUUGGAAAUAUGUGCAAAAUAUUGUGAACAAUCUACAUAGUGUCGGCGUUCAGAUAGUCGCAAUAAGAAGAAUGUAUGCAGCAUGGCACCAAUGGAAAAUCACGGACGCGGAUCGACUAUCUCAAAAAGUGAUCCUCAUAUCAGAAACAAGCAAUGGAAUAAAGAAGGCAGCAGCCCUUCCUCAGAUACGUUGGAUCUGAGCUCGCAUCACCCGCACUAUCCUCAUCACGAUAAUAAUAAUUCGAUCAGUAGCCUCGCCGCAUCCGGACAUCCGCAGGAAAUCGUGAUGAAAGAGAAAAGCAAGAACGCUGCGCGAUCGCGCCGCGUUAAAGAAAAUCAGGAAUUUGUAGAGCUAGCGAAGCUACUGCCUCUUCCAGCCGCCAUAACGACACAAUUGGAUAAGGCCAGCAUCAUUAGACUCACCACCAGUUAUCUCAAAAUGAGAGCUGUUUUCCCUCAUGGUCUUGGAGACGAAUGGGGCGCUGCACCGCCGCCUAACAAUCCCUUGGAGGCAGCGAUUAAGGAACUGGGCUCUCAUCUUUUACAAACACUGGAUGGGUUUAUAUUCGUCGUGGCGCCUGACGGGAAAAUUAUGUACAUUAGCGAGACAGCUAGCGUGCAUUUAGGUUUGUCCCAGGUGGAAUUAACAGGGAAUAGUAUAUUCGAGUAUAUUUAUCCGGAUGAUCGCAACGAGAUGAUUUCCGUGCUGAAUCUUCCCCAAAGCCCCGCGGAUCUCGCGGGUUUUACAUUCCCGCCGCCGAAUUCGCGAGGAGAGAUCGAGCUGGAACGUGCCUUUCUUCUCAGAAUGAAAUGCAUUCUGGCGAAAAGAAACGCAGGUCUUGUCACGGAAGGAUACAAGGUUAUACAUUGUUCCGGUUAUUUAAAAUGCAUCGUGGAGCUACCCAUCGGGUCUGAAUACGAGGACGGUAUUAGUCGUUGCGUCCGUAAUGUCGGCCUAUUGGCGGUCGGCCAUUCAUUGCCGACGAGUUCCAUAACCGAAAUUAAAUUGCACCACAACAUGUUCAUGUUCCGGGCUUCACUCGACCUGAAGCUCAUAUUUCUCGAUGCACGGGUAGCCCAAUUAACAGGAUACGACCCGCCGGAUCUUAUCGAGAAGACGUUGUACCAUUAUGUACACGGUUGCGAUGUUCUGCAACUACGACAUGCUCAUCAUGUUUUAUUGCGCAAAGGUCAAGUCACCACAAGAUACUACAGAUUUCUGACCAAAACUGGUGGCUGGGUAUGGAUGCAGUCAUACGUGACCAUCGUGCAUAAUUCAAGAAGCUCGCGGCCGCACUGUAUCGUCUCUGUCAAUUAUGUGUUGACGGCAACCGAAAGUACCGGCCUUAUUCUGAAUUGUGAGCAAAAGUCGUCGUGCUCGAGUCCCGGAAAUCCGCCAAGCGCGCCCGUCUCAACACCUACGAUUGGCACGAAUGACUUGGACAAUCACAGUCCGAGUCCUCCUUACCGUGGUAGAACCAAGGAACCACCGGAUACCGAUUACGCCGACAGUUCUGGCUAUCCAAAUUCAGAAUAUAUGACAGGCUCGACGAAUCAUUACCUGUCAUCAUCGCCGUUCGCGUCGCACAGCAUCAACGGUGCGACUCACGAGGACAGCGCUUACUAUAGUCCGGAUUUGUUCUAUCAAUAUAAUGAUCUCCAUCAAGACCCCGUAAACACUCUGCAACACCAACAUGAGGCGCAUCAUCAGCAUCUUUUACACCACGCCACCUCUUUGACUAUCCAGCAACAGAGUCCGCAGAAUAAUCAGCAGAAACGACAGCACCCUCAGCAUCUGCUGCACCAAACAAACCCUUUGACGUCACUUGAACAGCAGCGACAACACAGCCCCCAGAGCGGCCAGCAGAAACGACCUUACUCAACAUCCUCAAGUUCCUGCGGCAGCACCGAUGGUCUGGACGUGCAUUUGACGAAUUCUUUGUUACCAUCCGGAUAUCAUUCGUCGCAUCACCAUCAUCACAUGCCGCCGGAUUCGACGUCAUCGACAACAUUAAACGAGGCAGGUGGUGUUAUCAUGUACCCAAACUGUGGUUUCAACAACAACGAAAGCUACAACGCUGCAACGCUUCAACAUCACGAAAGCUAUCAGCAAGGUCACUCUUGUGGUCAGCCUCACCAUAGCAAUGGCAAUGCAACGGUGAAACACCCUCAUCACCAUCACCUGGAGACUUCAUCGACCGGCUACACCAGCGUCAUCGUUGAUUCCCAACAGUACAGUCCUAGCACUGUUUCUCAGGAAUUACACGCGCAUCAAACGGUGUCAGUCAAUAGCGGCACUCCGCCAUUGCACCAUCAGCCUCAUUAUGAAACACAUCAUCAGUUUGUUCACUGACAUCAAUUCGAGGUGCCUUGCACGUAGCAUUUCGACGCCGCUUGCGACGACGGCGCGUGCGGGCAUCAUCAUCACCAUCGUCAUCAUCAUCAUCAUCAUCAACAACAACAGCGUCAUUGCGCAGAGACUGAAUGCAAUGGAGAGCAAUAUUCUGAUCAUCAGACGAAUAGCGAUUCUUACAAUACUUCGGGAUCUCACGUCACUUACGUCACGCCCUACAAACGACUCUGGAAGAUGGAGGAAAAAAACGUCUCAACCUUGAAAGGUAAUUCGUAAUCAAUGGCAAAAGAUAAGUAUCAUUAGAGAGAUGGCAAAUAUUGUUAUUAAUAAUCAAAUACUACAAAAAUAAAAAUAAGUUCUCAUCUUUUGAUAUUAAAUUUACUCCGGUACGCAGUUUUUAAAAGUUUAGCAUUAUUAUUCAUAAAUUUAGUUUUGCGGAGUAUUUAUAUAUACGGAAAUUAUCAACAAGAAAGUUUGAUAAGAAUGACAAGAUAUUAUUUGAAGAUAUUAUUUUUCAUUGCUGACAGAUGCUUCACAAAGUUCGUAGUGGAAAAAAGUUGCGACAAAACGGCCAAUUCUAUUUAUGGACUAAGCUUCAGGAAACAUGUAACCGAUCCUACUCAUAAUCCUACGCGGCAUAUGUUUUUCUUUUAUCCAUAAUAUCAUCUCGCAGUAAAAUAACGACUGAAAUGCCGAUCGAAAUAAUCUCUUUGAUUCCAAUAUUUUUUAUCAGCUGUGAUAAAUAAUGUUAAAAAUGCUAUUAGAUUAGAAACAUAAUGAUGAAUAUAACAUCUAUUAUCAUUUUUUUUUAAUAACUAAAUCUAAAGAUGACAAUUUGAAAAACUACGAAGGCUUGGUGGGAUCAAUAUGAUUGCAAUAUACGAUAAAUAACGAUAACGUAGAGUGCAACUGAUCCUAAUAUCAUUUUUCAAACAAUAAAUAAUGUAGUUUGGAUGAUCACAAUAUGGCUACCUCAAUGCCGUAAUCACUAUUAAACGCAUAUAUGCUAAUUGAAUGAUCGCGGUAUCAAAAAUUAGCGCAAAUGACACUCUGAUCGAUGAUGAUUUUACACGUCAUAAAAAAUAUUGCUAGUAAAGAAACUUGUAAAUUUCUAUAUACGUAUGUGUAUCACAUAUCUCGAGAUGUGACAGUAAUUAUUAGUUUGUGAUAUAUUAUAACUUAAAUGAAUACAACGAUGUAUGAUUUAAUGUAAAUAUUUUACUUAUUAUACAAGUUUUAUCGGUUUAAAAUAUCGCGGGUGACGUCUCCUUUUCAUUUUCAGCUCUGCGAUAUGGCCAACUUCUGUCUCGACAUUAUGAUCAAAUGACAACAUAUAAUAUACGUCAAUUUCUAACGCACGAGUCAGAAAUUGGCCAUAUCGCAGGGCCGAAAAUGAAAAGGUAGACAUUACCCGCGUAUUUCAAGGGUUCCUAAUUUGACGCUCUGAAAAUAAAGGCGAUUUUAGGGAAGCUUUUUAGAGAAAAGUAUAAAACAUAUUAAUUCUAAACUUUGCACGUUUAUUAAGUAACAUUUUAAAUAUAUCCUGAAUUUUUUUCAAACAAAAAUAUUUGUUUGUUUCGGAGUUAUAGUAGUCCAACCAGGAUGUCUAAAAAAAAAUGGCGAACAUGAUUCCAGCCAUUAUAGUCAUCUGAAAUAAAAAAACCAAAAAGAUUCUUAAUCUGUAUGAGUGUGGUUAUCGUGUGAACUAGAAUUAAAUCAAUAUUUGCAAAAUUCAAAUUUUGCGACUUAUAAAACUAAAUUUUUGGUGAAAAAUGAAAUUUUUUUUUGAGACGCUGCCAUUAUUUGUCAAUAUUUUUUUUUUAUCCUAAUUCACGCGAUAGCCACAUUCAGAUUAAGA